AUAUGAAUUUCGAAUGUUUAUUAAUUUCCGUCCUUAUCUUUUCAAUUAUGAAAAUGCUGGACAAGGAAUAUCAGUUCGAGUAUACACUUGGCAUCUUAUUGAUGAAGUUUUUCUCAAAGAAAUUUUUACAGAAUGGAAUUAUCGAAAAUCUCCCUAGCUUGGAUAUUGGUCGUUUCUUUCAGUUCCUGCUCUGGACUUGAUAAUGGCCUUGCAUUAACGCCACCAAUGGGUUGGAUGCACUGGCAGAGGUAUCGAUGUGUAGUCGAUUGUGAAUUGUAUCCGGAUGAUUGUAUAAGUGAGAAACUAUUCAAGAAAACAGCUGAUCUCAUGGUAUCCGAUGGAUACUUGGAUGCUGGAUAUGAAUAUGUGAUGAUAGAUGAUUGUUGGAUGUCCUUUGAAAGAGAUCCGAAAACGUUGCGAUUACAGCCUAACGCCACAAGAUUUCCUUCUGGUAUGAAGGCAUUAUCAAAAUAUAUACAUAGUAAGGGCUUGAAAUUUGGAAUUUAUGCUGAUUAUGGAACUCAUACUUGCGGAGGUUACCCAGGAAGUUUAAAUUACUUGGACAUUGAUGCUCAAACAUUUGCUGACUGGGAUGUAGACUAUUUGAAAUUCGACGGCUGUUAUGUGGAUAUUGAUGAAAUGGAAGACGGAUAUGCCGCAAUGAGCAAAUUUCUUAAUAAAACUGGAAGGCCCAUUGUUUUCUCGUGCAGCUGGCCAGCGUAUAUGGAACCAAGCGGAAUAAGACCCAACUAUACAGCAUUGGCGCAACACUGCAAUUUAUGGAGAAACUGGGAUGAUAUCGACGAUUCCUGGCAGAGUGUUAGCAGCAUAAUGAAGUGGUUUGGUAAGAAUCAAGACAGAUUUGCUACGAUGGCUGGGCCAGGUCAUUGGAAUGAUCCAGAUAUGUUGCUGGUUGGAAACUUCGGCUUGAGCUUCGAGCAAAGCAAAUCCCAACUGAGCGUUUGGGCUAUAUUAGCUGCACCUUUAAUCAUGUCAGUUGAUUUGAAAGAAAUAAGGCCGGAGUUACGUGAACUCUUGCUCAACAAAGAUGUUAUAGAAAUAAACCAAGAUGCGUUGGGAAAACAAGGAAGUCUAGUAUUAGAGAAAAAUAAUAUAAGUAUAUGGGUGCGUGAGCUCACACCAGUUUUCGAAAAUUAUUCAUCUUAUGCGAUUGCCUUUGUCAGUCAGCGGACUGAUGGCUAUCCCUAUAGAGUUGCUGUGAAACCAAGUAAACUAGGAUUAUUGAAUGCAGACGGUUAUUUUCUACAGGACGUAUUUGAUCAUACAGAGAGGCCAAUAACUAGACCAGAAGACGAUAUUGUGGUUAGGGUUAAGCCUUCAGGGGCCGUUUUACUCAGAGCCAAACCCAUAGUGGAUACCAAUUCUGUGUGAUGAAAUUUAAAUUCUAACAUGAUGUACCUAAGUGGCUUUCGAAGAAUCGAAGUAUGAUAUUAUUGCAAACAUAUAUUUUUUUUCAAUA
Molecule: messenger RNA, 1480 nt
Organism: Coccinella septempunctata (seven-spotted ladybird)
Lineage: Eukaryota; Metazoa; Arthropoda; Insecta; Coleoptera; Coccinellidae
Product: alpha-galactosidase A
Exons: 10
Coding region: 133-1392 (419 amino acids)
Biological process (GO): glycoside catabolic process; glycosylceramide catabolic process; oligosaccharide metabolic process
Cellular component (GO): cytoplasm
Molecular function (GO): alpha-galactosidase activity
Source: RefSeq, a predicted model, not a curated record